AUGUUUCAAUCCUCCAAACCGUAUUCGGCAGUGACCGUACAAAUUGAGGUCCUUACGAGCGAGCAAUAUGAGGUCGAUGACUGGAGCGGUAUUGUCGAUCUUGUGGAAGUGGUUCGCAUCCAGGCCAGCGGCCCAAUGGAAGCAAGCCGCGCUCUUCGCAAAAAGCUAAAAUACGGCAAUAUCCAUCGACAAUUGCGCGCGCUUACUAUUCUCGACUUCCUAGUUCAAAAUGCAGGAGAACGUUUCUUGCGCGAUUUCGCCGAUGAGGCAUUGCUCGAGCGUUUGCGAAUUGCAGCUACUGAUUCCGUUUCCGAUCCGCUCGUGAAACAGAAAUGCAAACAGAUUUUUGGACAAUGGGCGGCAACUUAUAAAGACACCCCUGGCAUGGCGAAGGUCACAGCGCUAUACAAGCAGCUCCCCAAGCGAAAGCAGCCUGCGACGCAGGCAAAGGCUAAGGUUCUCCGCGAGGGCUCGGCUGCGAGUCCAAACGAGCCCCAGAUGGGUCAUAUUGUAUCCGUGUCAGGUGGCAGUGGACCAUCGACUUUGCUGAGCGGCCCCAAACAAAAGUCCAAGAAAGUCAAGAAAGAAAAGAAACUCUCAAUUAGCGGCAGAAGGUUUGAUUUGGAAAAGGAGCGCCCGGAGAUCUUGCAAGCACUUGCUGCCUCGUCCGUUGCUAGCACCAACCUGUUGAAUGCACUUAAACUCGUCAAUCGCGAAACGCACCGAGUUAGUGAGGAUGCGGAAUGCAUCAGCCGAUUCGAGACCUGCAAGCAGCUUCGCCAUGGGAUUCUUCGAUAUAUCCAGUACAUAGAAACCGAAGAGUUCCUGGGCGGCCUGAUCCAUGCAAAUGACGAGCUAGUGGAUGCAUUAAUGGCAUUCGAGGUGCUUGACAAGAGCGUGGACUAUGACAGCGAUAGUGAGGACGAGAUGUUGGAAGGCAAUUGGAAGCAACGACACGGCCUUGGAAUGCAUGGCAUGGACGUGAAUGACGGCCUUGCUGGGCUGAAUAUCAAUUCUUCAAAGCCGGCAAGGCCGAAUCGUCCUGAUAGCCUCCCCGUUGUAUCUUCAUCGCAACACACACGCCAAAUCUUUGAGAGCGAGAGUGAGUCGGAAGAAGAGGAUGAUGAAGACAAUCCAUUUGGAGACAAGAAUGCUAUUAAGACCCCAGCUAUUGAGAAAUCUGGCCAUACUUGGUACGUCAUUACCCCGCUAUAUUACAUUUCGCGUUAUUAA
Penicillium vulpinum is the source of this 1233-nucleotide messenger RNA. Its product is annotated as LSB5 family protein. Bases 1 to 1233 code for a protein of 410 amino acids. Gene Ontology annotation, cellular component: actin cortical patch. The transcript has 3 exons. Gene Ontology annotation, biological process: actin cortical patch localization; actin filament organization; endocytosis. Lineage: Eukaryota; Fungi; Ascomycota; Eurotiomycetes; Eurotiales; Aspergillaceae. Gene Ontology annotation, molecular function: phosphatidylinositol binding; ubiquitin binding. The record is from RefSeq and is a predicted model, not a curated record.